AUGCAGGACACCUGGAAGGCUAGCAAGGCCGAGGAGAUCCACGGGUACGCGGACAGCAACGAAUGGAAGAAUUUCUUCUCCGCAAUCAGAGCUGUCUACGGUCCGCCAACUAAAGCAACUACACCUCUUCUUAGCGCCGACGGCAGUAUCCUACUCACUGAGAAGACGCAGUUUCUACAGAGAUGGGCAGGGCACUUCCGAGGCGUCCUCAACCGUCCCUCCACCAUCUCCGAUGCCGCCAUCGAGCGUUUGCCGCAAGUGAAGACCAACGUGGACCUUGACCUCCCGCCAUCUCUCCAGGAGACCAUCAGGGCCGUGCAGAAGCUCUCCAUCGGGAAAGCACCCGGAUCGGACGCAAUCCCUGCUGAGGUCUACAAGCACGGAGGUCUCCAACUGGUGGAUCACCUGACUGCGCUCUUCCAGGAGAUGUGGCGUUAA
Messenger RNA from Spirometra erinaceieuropaei, 438 nucleotides. The record is from the annotation of a GenBank genome assembly. Lineage: Eukaryota; Metazoa; Platyhelminthes; Cestoda; Diphyllobothriidea; Diphyllobothriidae.